Messenger RNA from Nerophis ophidion (straightnose pipefish), 1890 nucleotides. It is a transcript of the gene nudt12, whose product is annotated as nudix (nucleoside diphosphate linked moiety X)-type motif 12. Gene Ontology annotation, biological process: NADP+ catabolic process; NAD+ catabolic process. Gene Ontology annotation, cellular component: cytosol. The transcript is spliced from 8 exons. The record is from RefSeq and is a predicted model, not a curated record. Bases 154 to 1470 code for a protein of 438 amino acids. Lineage: Eukaryota; Metazoa; Chordata; Actinopteri; Syngnathiformes; Syngnathidae. Gene Ontology annotation, molecular function: metal ion binding; protein binding; NADH pyrophosphatase activity.
UUGCAUUUAACGGUGCUGACGAGCUGAGACGCUUUGAAUGCCUCUCGUCCUGACGCCGUGAUCCAACAGGGCGGACGUUGGACUUCUUUACCUUAUUUUUGUUUACACCUUCUUUUAACUACUCAGACGGACACCACCCGGCUCGUAUAGAGGAUGACGAGCUGGCAGCUGAGCGCCAAAGAGGAGAUGGUGGAGAAGUUUCUGGACGCCGCAUCCCGGGGAGACGCCGACCAGGUGUCCUCGCUGCUUUCUCACGCCCCGUCGCUCCUCAACCAGGCAGGACACAGCGGCUGGACGGCGCUGAUGCUCGCCGCUCGCAACGGCCAUCGGCAGGUGGCGGAAGCGCUCCUAUCGCACGGCUGCGACAAGUGGUCGGUGAACAGCUCGGGGCAGACCGCCUACGACAUCGCCGGCUUCUGGGGCCACAGGCACAUCGCCGCGCUGCUGGGCGGGGCCGAGCGAGGCGGGGACCUCGUCCCGCGGGAGAACUACUUCGGCCGGGAGACGCUGGACCGCCUCAGCGCCAAAAGGACCGACAGCCCCUGGCUGGAGGCGAAAAAGACGCACCCCGGCUCCGUCUUUCUCCUGUUCUCGGACCUCAGUCCCAUGGUCAGCGGCUCCCGGGAGGACGGCGCCCUGGAGCUGUGUCGCCUCGCCUACGACGCCGUCAAAGAUCUUCUCCAGAAGGACGACGUGCUGGUGGUGUUCCUGGGAGUAGACCGGAGCAAAGUGGCGCCCGGUGAGGACCCUCCCGCCUGGUUCGCCGUCAGCACGGAUGAGGACGCCGCCGCGCUCCUCCAGCGGUGUCCGGGCAGGAAGUGCUCCUUCCCAAAGUCCGCCCGCAGGGACCUGCUGGCGCUCAGCGAGGAAGAUGCCGGUGUGCUCGCUCCGGCCCGAUCGCUGCUGGCGUGGCACGCUCGGUACGGCUUCUGCGCCACCUGCGGGAGCGCCACCCAGGUGGAGGAGGGCGGGCACAAAAGGAGCUGCCGAAACGCCGCCUGCAAGAGCCUGCAGGGGGUCCACAACACCUGUUACCCCCGUGUUGACCCGGUGGUCAUCAUGCUGGUCGUGCAUCCUGACGGGAACCAGUGUCUGCUGGGCCGGAAGAACGUCUUCCCAAAGGGAAUGUUCUCCUGCCUGGCCGGAUUCGUAGAACCUGGCGAGACGCUGGAGGCGGCGGUGAGGCGGGAGGUGGAGGAGGAGAGCGGCGUGAAGGCGGGAGCGGUCCAGUACGUGGCGUGCCAGCCCUGGCCCAUGCCCUCGCAGCUCAUGAUCGGCUGCCUCGCCGUCGCCGUGACGACAGACAUCACCGUGGACCACAACGAGAUUGAGGACGCCCGAUGGUUCCCACGGCAACAGGUGAUAGAGGCUCUGCUCAGAGAAUCCAGCCAAGGACUGUUCCUCCCUCCCAAGCAGACCAUCGCCCACCAGCUCAUACGACACUGGAUCGGCACCAGCGCCAACCUUUGACCCUCCAGAACCAGACCUGCUUCUUUUUGGUUUUUCGCACAUCACAAACAUGAGUGCUUGCAGUUGCACCCGCUGCUCGUUGAGAAGUGCAACACAUGCUCUCGUCACUAGAUAUGUUGCACUUUUGAAAAAUAAUAUCUACAGUGCUAAAGUCUGCUACACCGGUUCUCCUGCUACCUCUUCUUAUGCUCUUGCAGACCAGGUGUGUUAUGUGUGCGGAAUUAACAGGAAGCACCACAAAUACGUACAGAGCUGUGGGAAACACUGGAAAGAUUUUUUUUUUUUUCAAAAUAAAGGUUCUCAUUUUUAUUGCUGUGAAAUUACCGCCAUGUCAUGUGACUGAACACAUUUCAUAAUAUGUAGACGGUAUGAAUGACAUGUAUGAUGGAAAGAGAUGAAUAAAUAUGACUCACCACUUCA